Opisthorchis viverrini is the source of this 1457-nucleotide messenger RNA. RefSeq lists its product as hypothetical. NCBI's taxonomy places the organism in Eukaryota, Metazoa, Platyhelminthes, Trematoda, Opisthorchiida, Opisthorchiidae. Gene Ontology annotation, molecular function: G protein-coupled peptide receptor activity. The transcript is spliced from 3 exons. Gene Ontology annotation, cellular component: membrane. The record is from RefSeq and is a predicted model, not a curated record. Gene Ontology annotation, biological process: G protein-coupled receptor signaling pathway. Bases 54 to 1457 code for a protein of 467 amino acids.
CGCGGAGUUAUUUGCACGACAUUGGAACAAGUUUGAAAGAAUGAAACUGCAAGAUGUCUGCUGAAGAGCUGUUGAGAAAUCGAACAAGAUUUGUAAUUCUGUCAACCCAGGACUACAUCGAAGCCGCUCGCGUGCUUGUCCAAGCUGGACUGCUCAACGAUUCCCAAAGUUUACUUGUGCCAACUCCCCGAAAUGGGACUUUGUUGAUGACGCGCGAUAUCUCAGCCUUUCUUCCUCACACCAAUCUAUUGAAAAAUGGUUCCGCAAAGUUGUCCGACUCAUUCUGUUCUCCCUAUCAUCGAAGGAUAUUUCCCCAACUGUUCGUUCAGACCAUCAUCAUGAUCUUCACCGUUCUAAUCAACAGCCUGACCAGUCUUGUCUUCGUUCGUCGAGCUAUGCGUAAUCCGACAAACACGGUCCUCUUGGCUAUUGCCUUAUCUGACCUAUUCACCGUUGUCCUACCCUUACCAAUCUAUCUCUUGGACCUCACUGGCCUCGUGCAGGAUACCGAACCAAGCAUAGCCGAAGGAUAUCUGCGUGUCUAUCUGACUGUGAUCCUUCCCACGGCUUGGCACACCGCUUCCAUUUGGUACACAGUCAUUUUGGCGAUUCAACGAUUCCUCUACGUCCAGUUUCCAUUGAAAGCGACCAAGUUCGUCUUGUGUCGCCAAGUACCGUUGAGCAUAACGGUCGUGGCCACAUGCAUGUUAGCGUUUGUUUUAUUUGUUCCAAUUAUGGCUAUCACAAAGUACUACUAUGUGUUAACAUAUGUGGUCGCUGAUGAAGCUCAAGAUGGGUUGGCCUUCUUGGACAGUUCCAUUCACGUACAGAAAUGCACUCAAAUGCAUCAGGACACGUAUUUCUCGCUCCUGCUCUUUCGAGUCGUGCUGGUCAAUGUGAUACCUUGCGUAGCCCUCACAAUUCUCACUAUCCACUUGACACUGGCGCUGAAUCGGUUCGCGAGCAAAAGAAAACGAUUGCUAAGCAACUCGACCAAUCUGGUAAAGAAGUGCCAAUCCGAACAAAAGCAGCAAGCUUUGGAUACAGAGAAGUGUGCGGUUGACGCUAGUCAAGUGACAAACGGUGUUCAGUCCAGUCUUAAGCCUUCGUCCUCAUCCACUGCGAAUUCCGGUACCGCCACAACUUCCAGUAGACCGGGAGACAAAGAUUCUACGUCGCGCAUGUUGCUAGUCGUUCUAGGAAUCUUUCUUGGUGUUGAAGUCCCAACGACAAUCGGACUGUGCAUUUACUACAUUCAGCGGGACCCUCCACAUUGGAUAGAGACAGUCCUUGGAACGUGUACAACACUGGUCGUCCUCUCCUACCCAGCCAACUUCUUUGUCUACCUGAUUAUGUCAAAACCGUUUCGGACCACGUUCAAAAUGACAUUCCCCAAACUGUGGAACGUUUGCAGUUCUCUGAGGCGAAGGAGCGUCGCGCGGCACAACAGUCUUUGA